Molecule: messenger RNA, 408 nt
Organism: Rodentolepis nana
Lineage: Eukaryota; Metazoa; Platyhelminthes; Cestoda; Cyclophyllidea; Hymenolepididae
Source: the annotation of a GenBank genome assembly
AUGCAUCCGUAUUCGUGCCGUGGAAUGUGUCGUCGAACUCCUGUUUGCUAUUAUGAGACUUUAACGCCCAUUCCACCAGAUGGAGCUAUUAGAAUACAAUCAGCUGGAAAGGAAAUCAAAGACAUGCUAAACGGCAACCCUCUAGAACUUAUUUAUAGCAAUAAAAUUCCUAUUACAUAUUUGCACUACAAUGGAACCAGAACAACUCCUGACUUGCUCCUCUCUUCAAUCGACAUCAGCGAGCAUACACGCCGCAAAAUAAUUGACAAUCCUGGUUCUGAUCCCAAACCAGCCAUUGCUAGUAUUACCGUCGGUAGCAAAACCAUGACAACGAAAGUGUCAACUAAGCUAUCAUGGAACUUCAAGAAGGCUGACUGGUCUAGAUUCACUAACCUUUUAGAGAAUUAA